UCAUCACUCUGUGCAAAUGAAAGGUGCUGCUGGGGUUCAUGCUCGAUACACACUCACAAAUUAACCUCUGCUACUGCAAGUUGAAAUACAGUUAGGUAACAUACUGUAUUUACUCUCAGAUUCGAUGCGCUCUGCGGCUGAGUAAGAUACUCUAUAGUCUACCCCGGCUGGAAAUCUAAAGAGGUUAAUUCGUCUGACUCCUCCCUGCGUUGCUGUUUCUCGUAUUGAUAAUCACACCACUUGUGCUUCGCCUUAAAAGGGACAGUGGGCUUCUUGGGAGCGCCGGGAAACCGUGAGGAGCUGUCUCCGUUAUGCAUGGUGCUGAAAGUGCCGCAUCAUGUGGUCAGUCUUCUUUGUCUUUCUGUCAUAUCUUAACAGAAACUUCGUCAAGGGCGACCUAUUGAGUCGCGCUCUGGACGUAGAGAAGGGGAGCAAGGAGAUGUUCUCCAUGCUCAACGGCACCUUUUGCGCAAAAAUGUCAACCGUGCGGGAGAGCUUCCUCUACCAGGUGUCAGACGGAGCCGAGAUGGUGCGCUCCGUUGUCAGCCCCACCGGGAGGUUCGGGGACUGUUCUGUCAUAACGAAACAGAUACAGGUGAAGUCGUUCAUGCACGAGUGCAUGUUGGGACUAAAGGAACACAGAGCCGGGCGGCAGAUGGAGACGCGUUUUGCGCGCAUGGUUGAAGCCAAGCUGAUGUGCCGGGAGUUUAAAGAGAGGUCGGAGCGCAGAGGCAAUGCGAGGUGGGGUGGCAGUGAUGACUCUGCGGUGCGGGACGAGGUUUUAAAAAGAUCCAAGAGAGGCUUCACUUAUCCUGGGACCCUAUGGUGCGGAGCUGGAAACAUGGCUGAUCAUUAUGGCCAGCUGGGAGAAUUUGCAGAUACCGACAGCUGCUGCCGAAUCCAUGACCACUGCCCUCACGUCAUCCAUGCCUUCUCCUCUAAUUAUGGCCACAAUAAUUUCAAGUGGCACUCCAUCUGUCAUUGUGACUGUGAUGAAACAUUGAAAGGUUGUCUUCGGGAAGUCAACGACACAUCUUCCAGGAUAGUCGGCCAAGCGUUCUUCAACGUCAUUGGUGUGCCUUGCUUUGAGUUUGCUGAUGAAGAUCAGUGUGCAGAGCGGCACUGGUACGGCCUGUGUAAACGUUAUGAGAAGUUUCCCAUUGCUGUGCUAAAAGAGGCGGUCCCAUACGACUUUGGCGGUAUCGAUAUCAUCGAUGAGCUGACGGUGGCGCCAUCCAAGAAGAAAGACUCCAAGAAGAGCCAAGAAGAGAAACCGGAGAGUACAAACCAGUCUACAAUGUCUGGCCCUGAAGAGCCUUCUCUCAGAAACGUUGUCACCGCUGCUGAGGACUUCAUUAAGGUCCUUGCCACCGUCUCCACCUCUCAAAGUUCCACCACCGACUCCAAAAAAGGUGAGACGAAAAGUUCAGAGAAGAAGAAGAAGAAGAGGAAGAACACAGGGAAGAAGAAGAAAACCACCAAAAAGCCAAAAGGAAAGGGAAAGGGACAGUGGAGGAAGAAAAAGCAGAAAGCAGAGGAAGCGGCUGCAGUUUCGCCCUCUGGCAGCAAAGCAGAAGAAGUCAUCGGUCUAAAUAACUUCAUCGGUGAGUCGCACAAACACGAGGAGUCAACUCGAAACACAAACAGAGUCGAUGACGGUGAAUAUAAGCUCCUAAAUGAAGUCAUGAAAGAUGAACCAGCGAUAGCUCAGGAGAGCGUUUCCAUUACACCCUCAACAGUCCAGAAGAAAGUAGCAGAGUUCACAUUAGGAAUCACCUCGUCGACGCCAACAACCGAGAGGACUGCUCGUCCACAUGAAGGUCACACCAGAAGGCUCAGAAAGGAAAGGAGAAAGAAGAGCAAGAAAAUCGCUCUUGCUCCUUCUGCAGAGCUCGAAACGAGCACAACAGACAACUUAAAAGCUGUUUCUACCCCCACCGUCAUCACCAAAACACCACAGCCCAAACCACAAAGCCCUGUUGUCAGCCAUGCCAGUACCCCCAUUAUAAUCCCCAAAGUCAAAAGGAACAGGUCAAAGGAGAGAGGAGACAGAGAGGGGAGGAAGAAAAGGAGGAAACUCAGCUCCGCUUCUUCCAUUGUGGCCCCUGCCCAUGAAAAUUCCUCCGUGGACAGCCUGAAAGUGAUCCCUCUCAGUGGGGCUCCCACCGUACCGACGAUGCCCACCACAGAGCGGCGGGUGUCACACAGAACGGACGCUUACGGAGGCAAGACAAGCGUCCGAGGUACAGCUAUGAAUUUUCGUGUUUUGAAAAGGCAAAAGCCAAAAGGGUUGAAAAGCAGAAAGAGGAAAACAGUUUGGCCUCCUUCAAGUGAAAAUCCCCUCUUUCACAAUGGCUCUGAAAAUAUCAUUCCUAUUCUUACAAGUCAAGAGAAGAGCGACCCACUGAACCGCUCUGCAACCACUUCUGCAGGAGCAACAGACAGUCUCAGUGAAUGGAGGCUUUUUACAGCUACCACAGCAGCCACUUCUAUCAUUACACAGCGACACAGGCAGACACUCAGACAGCAGAGAAAACCAAGAAAGAAAGCCAUGGCUGCUUCUCUCAGAGAUGGAGCUUCUAUCCCGAAACAAACUGAACAAACACCAAUUACUUUUACAUCCAUGCCACCCAAAGUCGCCACCACUGGAGAGCUCAAUGUGCACAUCAAUGAAAAAACCCGCGGGACCACCUCAGCAACUCCCGUCAUGAGUCCGAUUCAGUUAUCAAUGGAGAGAGCAAAAGCUCAAUUCACCAGGAAGAAGAGGAGGAAAGCAGCUCAGUCUGUGAGACAGCGGUGAGCCAUGUGGUGAGACAAGAGAGGAAGGAAAACGUAGCCGGCUAGGCUAGGCUAGCUCCGGUUGAUCAGAUACACGUCGACAUCAAAAUGUGUACUGUAUAAUCGUGUCUGCUUCAGCAUUUAAAUCACAGAAAUGAAAAUAAAUCAUAUUUGAUUGUAACAUGAGAAUCAUGUUUUGUAAUACUGUUUCCUGCAUGCAUAUAAUACAAUUUACGAAUGAUUAGUCUAUGUGAAUGUAUCUGCCAGUGCCUGUGUUUUUAUCUAGUGAUGCAAUAAACAAAAACUAACAACA
Pseudoliparis swirei is the source of this 3091-nucleotide messenger RNA. RefSeq names its product protein interacting with cyclin A1 (gene proca1). The coding region runs from base 338 to 2800 and encodes 820 amino acids. Gene Ontology annotation, biological process: arachidonate secretion; phospholipid metabolic process. The transcript has 4 exons. The record is from RefSeq and is a predicted model, not a curated record. Lineage: Eukaryota; Metazoa; Chordata; Actinopteri; Perciformes; Liparidae. Gene Ontology annotation, molecular function: A2-type glycerophospholipase activity.